CCAACUAGUGCCGAAGAAGAAAGAGUCUGCUAUACCGAACAUGGCUAACUCUAAUUCAAAACGAGAGAGAAUAGGUCAGGCAGCUGCCAUUUUAAACACCAUUCUAUCUUCUCCGGAGGCAACCAGUACUUUGACAGGCGCAUUAAACGAUUCAACGACUGCCCGCAGUGGUACAGUAGAUUCAGAACUGUCAUCUCUGUUCCGUUCCGGAGCGGCCAGGGAAAGUUCUGCGGUGCCGGUGCCACCAGAUUAUCAAGGACCGAGCUCCGGGGUUCCUGGACCCCCGCGUUAUCAAGUGCAACAGUCGUUCGGACCUUGGUCGUGUACCCGAAAAAGAAGACCCAGACUUGCCCCAUACCAUGAAUGCUUUAACAAAGAAGUAAUACUCCUUCCAAAUCCUAGUUGGGAUGUGAUUUGCCACCCACCUUUAAAGCAAUACUUGCAUGAGAAUGGUCACAUAUUGAGUGCUUUUGAGUUCCAUAAGACUUGGGACUUUCAUAUGGUGGUCCAGCAAAUCAGAGAGGGCUUUGGCUCUAAAAUUCCUCAAAAUGUCAGCCUUCAGAUCCUCAUGGGUUGUGGAAAGAAACUGGUCAGUCCAAAAUUGCAACACGGUCAGCAACUCAAUGGUCAGCUGAUUCAAAAGGUUUUUAAAUCAAAGGCUCUGUACGUCAGACCGUCAGAAACACUUCUUGAACCUCCUGAAGUAAGCAGUGAAACAACAUAUGAAACAUCUCUACGGCUUACCAGAGCCACAACCAGACGUAGACAACAGAACACUAUCGAGACCAUGUUCUGCAAUGUUUUGGAGAGUGCAGAUGAAGUACUGCUGGGAGAGACGCAUUCAACCUAUGGCCAAUCUUAUACAAGCAAUCUGCCUUCUGUUGAAAAUGCAAGUCAGUCAUCUGCCAUUGUGCAUCCUACACCUAUCAGCUCCAGUUCAUCUGCUACAGACUUCAACCCCUCUGUUUCGGAUGAAGGAUGUCAAGACGAACCUACAGCACACGCAUCUGGCAACUACUCAACUUAUUUGUCUGUGAUGUGUAAUGUUUCUGAUCUGUCCUCUGAGGAUGAGGAAAUGAAUCAUGCCAUUUUGGCCAGUAUUGAAACUCACUUAUCUGAAACUUCAUCAAAUACGUUGCCUGCAAAAGACAUUCUUCAGGAGCUGUCUCAAAGUAUCAACACUGGAAUGCACAGCAAAUUUAAUAUCAGUCGAUCUGCAGUGUUGGAUGGUGCCAUACGGGGUUUUAAGAGGGCGACCUACAAUCCACAAUACUCAAUGAAUGUGAAGUUUUCCGAUGAUUUCGGAAAAUCUGAAGAGGCAGUGGACUUGGGUGGCCCACGGAGAGAAUUUCUGCGUCUUCUCAUUGAAGCCCUGUCUGUGUCUCCGAUGUUUGAAGGCCCAGAUGGAAGAAAGAAUUUAGCAAUGAACAGUACAGCCCUCAGGGAGGACACGUAUUUCCUGGCUGGAAGGGCAAUAGCUGUUAGCCUUGUCCAUGGAGGUCCAGCACCUCGCUUUCUUUCUCCAGUACUUUUUGAUGGCUUGGUUGGAGGUCCAAAUGCAGCUUGCCCUACUUUAAAUGACAUAAGUGAUGCAGACCUCCAUGCAAAACUGAAAAAGGUAUCUGACAGUUGCACUCUGGAAGAGCUUCAAAAAGCCACAGAUCCUCUUUUGGACUACAUGGCCAGCGCAGGUUGCGUCAGGCGCUUCACAGCAAUCAGCGAUAGAGAUCUUCUCGUGCAUGAUUUGCUGAUGUUUCAUAUUGUACAUCGGGUCCAGGGACCUUUUCAGAGAUUUACAGAAGGACUGAAGACACUGGGAGUUCUGGAUGCUGUGAAGCUGCAUCCAGACAGUUUUCGGAAGUUGUUUUGCCACGAACCCCAGCCGUUAACUGCAGACGUAAUGGACGAACUUUUCACACCUCGACUUUCCCCCAAAGGAAGUAACAAGAGAAGAGUGGAAGAAGACGUUAUUCCUUUGUGGAGGGAUUAUCUGCAAGAUGCAGAAGAUGAGGAAGGUUCAUCCAAGCUACAGAACAUCCUUGUUUUUGCAACUGGAGCAAGCGAGAUACCACCAAUUGGCUUUUCUCCUGGACCAUCUAUUGAGUUUCUUCAUGGCAGCAGUGAAGAAAGCCACUCAAAAAAGCUUCCGAUGGCAAAUACAUGCAUAAAUUGUCUGAAACUACCAGUCCUGACUUGUUAUGAAGUGUUUAAGGAAAACAUGGACUUUGCUUUAGCAAACACUCAAGGAUUUGGGAGAACAUAAAAGGUUUUCAUUUGAGUGACUGACAUAUCACUAUGCCAAGUUGUGUUGAAAUAAAGUUUAGAGUUUGUAUGUACACCUUGCAAAGGCUGGUCCAGUUAGCAAAGUAAUGUUCUAACAUUGUCCCUGCUAGUUUGAAUUAGGGGUUAGACAUAAUGUAAAAAAAAAAUGCAUUUUAAAUGUAUCAGUUUUAUACAGUUUCUUUGUUUUAAUCUGUUUAGGUUUGGCUAAAUUUGACAAAUCCUUAUUGACAACUUCUGUGCACAUUGAUUCAGUGCAUCAUGUUUUAAUGUAAAAAAAUGUUAUAUGUAUAGUUUCAUUUUAUUAGCCUUUGGUUUUUUACUGUGUGAAAUUUUAAAGAUUUUACAUUA
Molecule: messenger RNA, 2631 nt
Organism: Poecilia reticulata (guppy)
Lineage: Eukaryota; Metazoa; Chordata; Actinopteri; Cyprinodontiformes; Poeciliidae
Product: G2/M phase-specific E3 ubiquitin-protein ligase
Biological process (GO): protein polyubiquitination; ubiquitin-dependent protein catabolic process
Cellular component (GO): cytoplasm
Molecular function (GO): ubiquitin protein ligase activity
Source: RefSeq, a predicted model, not a curated record